This is a messenger RNA of Rhinolophus ferrumequinum (greater horseshoe bat), 3096 nucleotides long. It is a transcript of the gene WDR5, whose product is annotated as WD repeat domain 5. The record is from RefSeq and is a predicted model, not a curated record. The coding region runs from base 268 to 1272 and encodes 334 amino acids. Gene Ontology annotation, cellular component: Set1C/COMPASS complex. NCBI's taxonomy places the organism in Eukaryota, Metazoa, Chordata, Mammalia, Chiroptera, Rhinolophidae. The transcript has 14 exons. Gene Ontology annotation, molecular function: histone binding.
GGGCCUCAGGAGAGAAGCAGGUGCGCCGGGCGGGCUCUCCGCUGAAGAGGCAGGAAGACCACCAAGCAGGCAGCCCGCCCUGCGGGAGAGCGGGUGGGCGGAGUGCCGGCAUUCGGGACCUUUUGGAGCUCUGGGUCCUCCCAGCAAAGUGGGAAGGUUCCCCCACUGUAGGUUUCGAUUAGCAGACAGCUCUUCCCACUGUGAGUCUUCUGUUUGGAGCAGUGAACCUCCCUGUCCACGUUUCCCUGCCCGGUGGGCCUGAAAGCCAUGGCAACAGAGGAGAAGAAGCUGGAGACGGAGGCUGCCAGAGCACAGCCCACCCCUUCCUCGUCGGCCACGCAGAGCAAGCCUACACCUGUCAAGCCGAACUAUGCUCUGAAAUUUACCCUGGCCGGCCACACGAAAGCUGUGUCCUCUGUGAAAUUCAGCCCGAACGGGGAGUGGCUGGCAAGUUCGUCUGCAGAUAAACUCAUUAAAAUUUGGGGUGCCUAUGAUGGAAAAUUUGAGAAAACUAUAUCGGGUCACAAGCUGGGAAUAUCAGAUGUGGCCUGGUCAUCGGAUUCCAACCUCCUGGUUUCUGCUUCAGAUGAUAAAACCCUAAAGAUAUGGGACGUGAGCUCGGGCAAGUGUCUGAAAACCCUGAAGGGACAUAGUAAUUACGUCUUCUGCUGUAACUUCAACCCCCAGUCCAACCUCAUCGUCUCAGGCUCCUUUGAUGAGAGCGUGAGGAUAUGGGAUGUGAAGACGGGGAAGUGCCUCAAGACGUUGCCCGCACACUCGGAUCCGGUCUCAGCCGUGCAUUUUAACCGGGAUGGAUCCCUGAUAGUCUCGAGUAGCUACGAUGGGCUCUGUCGGAUCUGGGACACCGCGUCGGGCCAGUGCUUGAAGACGCUGAUCGAUGAUGACAACCCUCCCGUGUCCUUUGUGAAGUUCUCUCCGAAUGGCAAGUACAUCCUGGCUGCGACCUUGGACAACACGCUGAAACUCUGGGACUACAGCAAGGGGAAGUGCCUGAAGACAUAUACCGGUCACAAGAACGAGAAAUACUGCAUAUUUGCGAAUUUCUCCGUUACUGGUGGGAAGUGGAUCGUGUCUGGUUCAGAAGAUAACCUGGUGUACAUCUGGAACCUUCAGACAAAGGAGAUUGUACAGAAAUUACAGGGUCACACAGAUGUUGUGAUCUCGACGGCAUGCCACCCAACAGAGAACAUCAUCGCCUCGGCCGCGCUGGAAAAUGACAAAACGAUUAAGCUCUGGAAGAGUGACUGCUAGGCCCUCGGGUGCCACGGGAGGGGCUGGCGGGAAGCGGGCCCGUUUGGCAAGGAGCGAGGUGUCUCAGAGGGGUUGCCCGGGCCCGGGGACCGGGGAGCCGCCUCUGAAGGGGAAGUGUUACCACCAGAAAGUUCUAGAAGGUGACAUUUCUUGCCAAUUCCUCUCACACUGUCUGGGGAAGAGUUCUUAGUCUGUAUUAUGUUCAAACAGUCAACAAAAGUUUAAUUUUUUAUUACAAAAGGGUGAAGUUCAAAUUACAUGAGUUGUGUUUUUUUCCAGUAAGUGUUCUGUACUGUUCUUGAUGUUUUCUUACCCAGUGCAAGCGCUGUGACCAGUCGCCACCACGGCCUCUCCCAGCCCGGCCUCCGCAGGGUGGUCCCCUCUUGUGUGUCCAGUAGAUGCUCUAGCGACAUGGUUGUCACUGUCACCGGUUCCUGCCUGUAGUAGUUCCCAGUGUAUUUUAACGUCUUUCUGGAAAACAGACCACUGUGAGGUUAUUUCCGUGUACAAAACCUUUUGUAUGUUGGGAACUCGUAGCCCCUGUGCUGACGGCACGGUGGUGGCACUCACUAGUCUCCUGUUUGUGUCCCUGGUGUUCACGCCACAAGCAGCCACAGGCUGUAAGAAACGGUAGGAUUUUGUGCACGGUUGCAGCAGCCGCAAUCAUGCGAAGCUUGUCUCCACUGGCUUCUGUGUGAAAAGCCUCCGAGUUGGCAGGAGGUUGAAAGGACUUUUUUUGAGGCCUGGUGCCCCCCACGAUGCAUGCGGUCUUACCUUGUCCUCUGGAAGCCAGGGACUGCAGAGGCCUAGACUUCCCGCGGCUUAACCGGGUAAACGUGGGGCUGGGGGACAUGCUUAGUUGCCGACCAGCCAGCGGCCCUGAGACGCCCUGUUGACGGUUGCAUAUGGCUGUCUCGGGAGACGGGGGCAUAGGAGGUGCCUCAGUCCUAGGAUGAGACUCGGGUCCGACGGGCUCAGGCUGGUGCCCACCCCUGUUGGCAGCCUGAGGCCCACAGGCUUCGUGGUGUCCUUGGCGGGCCUGGUAGCUGGCUCUUCAAAGGGCAGUGGGUGUCAUCCAGCCGCCUGGCCCUCCCCAGCAGGCGGGCCUCGGUGGGGGUGGUAGGACUGCAGAGCGGUUUGCAGCUGCUGCCAGUCCACGGGGACCCUUGGGGACCCCUGUGUGCAGUGCAGCAAGGCCCACCCAGGGCUUUGAGCCCCUUUCGCCGGUGCCGGGACCUUUGCGGUGGAGGCUGCCUGCCACACCUAGGGGAGGCCCGGGAGGUGUGUUCCCGCUUGGGGCGGGGGUACAGAUGGCCGACGUCAGCAGUCUGCCUUGCAGCCCGCUCUGCUGUCCUAAGGUCUCGAGUCCCCGGGUCCGGGGUUCUGGGUGGAAGUAAUGGAGGAAGCCCGCAGGACCUUCAGUGGGACGGGCAGUGGAGGAAGUUGGGGCUGUCCCUAGUUUUCCUGGGAGCCCUCUGGUGGCUGCUGUCACAUGGGGUAGCAUGACAGUUCUAAAGGCAUCUGGAAACAAGCUUCCUGCAGUUUUCCGCGUCCUCUCCUUGGAAGUUGAUGUGCCAGUGGGUUAUCUGUUCUACGAAUGAGCUGCUGCAGUGAAAUGGGUUCAGUGCUCGGGCUGGGCCCGCGUUUGCAGCGUGUUUUGAUAGACAGUGCUCCAGUUCUGUGUGUCAGAGUUCCAGUGGCUCUUCCUAAGAGACCACGAGGUCCCUUCAGCUUUGUUGGUCCUGGUGUCAUUUUGCCCCUGGAAGGGGGGGGGGGGGGUGCGUGCGGACACCGUGUCCUUGAAUAUAGUGUAUUUUUUCUACA